AUGUCUACAGUUGAAUCGCCACCACCAUCGCCGAAUUCUCAAGGCGCGAGUACAGAACCAAAUACACCAGAACCAAGCAAUGAUACCAGUUUUGCAAAGCUUCUUCCCUUAAACCGUCUUGCUCGCUUAGCAAUUAAUGCCACUGCUCGGAGUGGCUCGCAAUAUCACGAGAAAUUUAUCGGCAAAGCAAUUUUCGAUAAUAAACCCAUCAACUGCUUUGUUCUUUCACUACAUAACAUACCCCACUUUCCUCACAUUGGGUGGAGGAUCGGUCAAGGUCGCGAUUCAUUAAAGUAUCGGGGUGUUGACCUUCACCUAUGCUUAAACAAUCAAAAAGAUACCGGGGUUGCAGGUCUUCAUGCGCGUUUUAAUUGGGUUAAGGGAGCUAGUGGCUUCUUUCUCAUUGCCGAUAACAAAGCAGGGAAAAAGGUCAUAAUGGAUGGAGAGCCUUUCGGAACAGAUCGGUGUCUUAUUCAGCCAAAAAAUACUAUUAUGAUCGGAGAGUGUGUGUUUACAUUGCAAUACACCUAUCGUAGUCCAGACGAAGAGGAACAAUUCCAGACUGAACUACGUCAAUUUUUCCGCAGCUUCUAUGGUGAGCAAUAUCCUUUGAUACUGCCUACUCCUGGCGAAAACGAUUCCCGGUUUAAGGAUUGGAUAUUUCAACAACCACUUUCGAGAGGCUCAUUUGGUAUUGUCCAUAUGGUGAUCAAUUCACGGACAGGACGUCCUGCUGCAGCCAAACGGAUCUUGAAAUCGGAGAGGAAUGAGUAUAGUGUGGAUAGAGAGAUAAGAAUGGCCAGGAAGAUUUCUGAGCUUACUCAUGACAGGAUCAAAAUAUAUCUCGACGAAAAGUGGGCACCUACAGCAGACAAUCUCACAGCUGAAUAUAUCAUCAUAUCGCCAUUACUUAAUACAACAUUCCGCUCGCUAUAUAGCUCUAAUAUGUCGAUUACAGGGAGAGAAAUUUUCUUCUCACAACUCCUAGAAGCAAUUGAUUUUCUUCACACAGAAGGGAUCUCACAUCAGGAUGUGAAACCCGACAAUAUACUCGUGAGGAGCUAUGAUCCGCCAGACGCAAUGCUUACAGACUUUGGAUGCGCAUCCGACAAGGCGGUUAUUCUUUACGACAAGCCAGGAACAAUCCCAUAUCUUGCACCGGAGCAAGUAGAAGGAGAGACACAUGGGAAAGCCGUUGACUAUUGGAGUUGUGGUAUUGUUGGAUCUGAGUUGAUUCGCAAAAGACCAAUUCCUGCAAGGCUUCUACCUGGUAAUGGUCUUGCUGAUUACCGGAACUCACUUGCGGACUCCAAAUUGGCAAGAUGCUCUAGAGCCAUGUUGGAAGUUGAUCCAGUAUGCCGAAUGACAGCUGCUGCCGCUUUGAAGUUUUUUCAUACUCCUCAAGUGCAACAGCAGCAUAUGUUGAAUAAGCGACCGAUCGAGCUCAGCCAAGCUUGA
This is a messenger RNA of Penicillium malachiteum, 1458 nucleotides long. Its product is annotated as kinase-like domain-containing protein. The record is from RefSeq and is a predicted model, not a curated record. Gene Ontology annotation, molecular function: ATP binding; protein serine/threonine kinase activity. Gene Ontology annotation, biological process: mitotic DNA damage checkpoint signaling; protein phosphorylation. The transcript is spliced from 2 exons. NCBI's taxonomy places the organism in Eukaryota, Fungi, Ascomycota, Eurotiomycetes, Eurotiales, Aspergillaceae. Gene Ontology annotation, cellular component: nucleus. Bases 1 to 1458 code for a protein of 485 amino acids.